Molecule: messenger RNA, 936 nt
Organism: Closterium sp. Naga37s-1
Lineage: Eukaryota; Viridiplantae; Streptophyta; Zygnematophyceae; Desmidiales; Closteriaceae
Source: the annotation of a GenBank genome assembly
AUGGCGACCGUCGCUGCACCGUCCACCAGCCUUCGCUGCUCCGUACUGCCCUCGCAGGGCAAGGCCGUCGCUGGCCGGCAGCUCGCAGUUGUCUCUGCCAGGCCCGCAGCAGCAUUUUCAAGGAAAGCGGCACUUGUCGCGAGUAAGGGCCUCGGGGGAGGAGAAGCCAUCUCUGGCGGCGUCCAUCGCCACGGCGGCAGCCACCGCCAUCUGCUUUUAAGGCGCCUCGAAAGUCCUCCCUCCCCCCCUUUUCCAACCCUCCCUUCCCCCGUCUCCCCCCCCCCCCCCCUCCCCUCGCCCCCUGUUCCUCCUUCCCCCUUUCUCCCAGGGGCCUCGGCGGAGGAAAAGCCGUCAUUGGCGGCGUCCAUCGCCACGGCAGCUGCCACCGCCAUCUGCGGCGCAUGUGUCGCCGUCUCGCUCGCUACUGCCGCUCCCGCCCUCGCUGCUCCCUCGCCCAGCCAGGUGCGCCUGCCCCCCCUGUCCAACGACCCGGCGCGCUGUGAGCGCGCGUUUGUGGGCAACACGAUCGGGCAGGCGAACGGCGUGUCGGAUAAGGUGCUGGACCUGCGGCAGUGCGACUUCUCGGGCGACAAGGAGAACCUCAAGGGCAAGACGCUGUCGUCCGCUCUCAUGUCGGGCGCCAACUUCGACAACGCCGACCUCACUGAGACCGUCAUGAGCAAGGCUUAUGCUGUUGGGGCCAGCUUCAGGGGUGCGGACUUCAGCAACUCGGUGUUGGAUCGGGUGCUCUUCAACGAGGCAGAUUUGACGGGAGCGUCGUUCCGCAACGCGGUGCUGUCGGGGUCCACGUUCAACGACGCCAACCUCACCGAUACAAUCUUUGAGGACGCGCUGAUUGGCUACGUCGAUGUGCAGAAGCUCUGCCGUAACCAGACGCUCGGGGAGUUCACACGCCUCGAGCUCGGCUGCAAGUAG